AUGAUGUCGAGGAGCCAGUCGAGUCUGGGGUUCCUGGAUGCAGGUCCCCAGGAUCCCUCCGCAGCUGGAGCUUCCCCGUCUCUUGGCCAGCAGUCUUCCUCCGGGCCUAUCAACUUGUCUGGCCUGGUGUGCAAUGUCCGUCGAACCACUGGCAAGGAGCCUCACCCCCUAGUCGGCGCCACCACUACGAUUUUGGGCGAUAAGCUAUACGUCUUUGGAGGCCGGAUCCUCUCGCGCAGUCGCCCGCAGUUGACCUCUGACCUAUACGAACUGGACUUGAUCCGCCGACACUGGACGAAAAUUGAACCGACUGGGGAUAUCCCACCGCCUCGGUACUUCCACAGCGUUUGCGCGCUCGGUGAUAACAAGUUGGUCUGCUAUGGAGGAAUGUCGCCUGCGCCCGGGACGCCCAAGGACCUGUCAAACCCAAAUAGCUCAGAGAAUCAGUCGGAGGUUGUAGUUAUGUCGGAUAUACACAUUUUCGACGUUCCGUCGCGCGCGUGGACGCGAGUUGCGGCACAUGAAUCGCCGCAAGGACGGUAUGCUCAUUGUGCUACGAUUCUUCCGUCCAGCGCUUGCUUUACGUCUGCCAGUGCGCCUCUGUCGGCCAUUCAUCACAACCCUGAAACGGCUGCCCACCAGGGCUCCAUCGGGGUGGAUAUCGAUGGGUUUGGAGGCGCUGAGAUGGUAGUUGUUGGUGGCCAGGACAGCUCAAACCACUACAUUGAGCAAAUUAGCGUUUUCAAUCUGCGGAGCCUUAAGUGGACCAACACCAGCCCGCUCGGACGCAGCUGCGGUGCUUACCGCAGUGUGGUUGCCCCUCUGGUUGGCAUGGACGUUUCAGAGGUCGGCUCGGCCUCGCCAGAUCGGGAUAUGCACGAGCCAGCCGAGCAUUCAGAGGAGGCGGGAUGUCCUAUGCUGAUUUACUCAAACUAUAACUUCCUGGAUGUCAAGUUAGAGCUGCAGGUGCGCCUGCCGGACGGGCGCCUUGUUGAGCGACCGAUGCAGAGCCAUGCCUCUCCACCUGGAUUGCGCUUCCCCAACGGCGGCAUCAUCAAUGGCCACUUUGUUGUCAGUGGCACAUAUCUGACUUCUUCAAAGCAGGAAUAUGCUCUUUGGGCGCUUGAUUUGAAGACCCUGACUUGGGGCCGCAUCGAUGCCGGCGGUUCUGUGUUUGGCCACGGCAGUUGGAAUCGUGGCAUCCUCUGGCCGCGUCGUAGUUCCUUCGUGAUUCUUGGUCAUCGGAAGCGAAGCUUGGUCGACGAUUAUAACCACCGCCGGAUCAACUUCUCGCACGUUUGCGUGGUGGAAUUGGAGGCUUUCGGACUCUACAAUAACCCGUCUCGCACCGCCGCGACAUCGGGAUACAAAUCAUAUAGUUCACCCUCGGUACCCGCAUCAUUACAACAAAAACUUACCCAGCUGACGACGGGUGGACGGCCAUUGUCUGCUGCAGCCGACGAGCUAGGCAAGCUGGUUCUUUCACUGCAGGAAUUGUCCGAUAUGGAGUUGCAGGCUGUUGGCGGAGAAUGCAUCUCGGUUAAUUCCCGCCUGCUGGCCCGGAGAUGGGGCCCCUACUUCAUCCAGCUCUUGCGUGAGUCUUCAGAAGGUGACAUCGUAGAGGGCGCCACUCUUCGUCCCGGUGCAACUCACCCCAGCCGCAACUCAAGUAUUACAAUUACUCCUUCAGUCGGACAAAACAGCACUUAUUCCAACCCGACAACACUGGUGAACCCGGCUGUCCCGUCAAAGGCUCUACUUGAAAACCUUGAGGCGCCCUCUGCACACGGCCUGGCUCCUACUGCUCGUCCUCGCGUGCUCUACCUCCCUCAUACGAUUUUAACCCUUCAGGUGUUGGUCCAAUUUCUCUACACAUCCGCCCUUCCUCCCCCGGGCUCCUCCCUUUGCACGCCGCAGAUUCUUUGCUCCCUGCUCCAGCUCGCACGACCCUACCAAGUCAACGGUCUCUUGGAAGCAACAGUGGAACGACUUCAUCAAGUCCUUGACGGUCGGAACGCCGCUGCUGUUUUCAACGCCGCUGCCAUGGCAGCAGGAGGGGGCCGAGGCACAGGAUUCGGCGGCGGUCUCGGCGGUACAUUGGAAGCCCUGAACGGCGCACACUCCGUGGGCAACGGCUCCAUGCCCAGCGCAUCGGAAGGCACAACCUCCCAACACAGCGUCCUCCUAGCCUCCGACUCCUCCGACACCGAGCACGGUAUCACCGCUCCCUCAGCAUCGAGCAGCACAGGCGACCUUACCAACUUUGCCCGCGGUAUUCCCUCCCUCCGCAUCGACACAAACUUGACCCAGCAACGCAGUCGCUCUCGUGCCCAGGCCCAGCGCGACCGCGAAGAUUCGAUCAGCAGCGCCAGCAGCGCCAGCACCGCCACCUCCGCUUCCAGCGCAGAUUUCAGCCAGUCGGACUCGGAGUUCGUGAGCGACAGUGAGAGCCGCGCCGCAUCGCGCGCGCACCGCCGAGGCACCGACGCCCGAGAAAUCUGGACCGGCGAUUUGAGCAGCGUGAUCGGACUCCAGAAGCGUGGUCUGCGCGGUCUGAUGGAAGGUCGUCGUAUACGCGAGCGCAGCGUCAAGCCACCCAGCACGAGCAGUGGUUCUACCUCUGUACCCUCAGCCGGGUCAGGAGAUCAUCUUCCGAUGCAGGGCGUGAGCGUUUGA
Messenger RNA from Penicillium atrosanguineum, 2676 nucleotides. Its product is annotated as putative regulatory protein Ral2. Gene Ontology annotation, molecular function: protein binding. The record is from RefSeq and is a predicted model, not a curated record. Gene Ontology annotation, cellular component: mitochondrion; cytosol. Gene Ontology annotation, biological process: cell redox homeostasis. The transcript has a single exon. NCBI's taxonomy places the organism in Eukaryota, Fungi, Ascomycota, Eurotiomycetes, Eurotiales, Aspergillaceae. The coding region runs from base 1 to 2676 and encodes 891 amino acids.